GCCAAACUCAAAUGUGCCUUCGUAAGUCGAGUGUCGAAUCUGCAACGCUUUGAAAUUUGAAACAUCUCUCAAGUCUAUUUGAUCGAUUUUCUAGCAUCCGACCCUCGAGCGAAUAACCCAACCGACACCUUUUUUAUAUAAAAAAAAUAAUACCAUUUUUGUGUCCUUCAACCGCCAAUAUGGACAAUUUCAAGGCUUUUGGUAGCAGCUUGAGCUCUAUUGGCUCUCAGAUUACUCCCUUCGCUUCCCGUACCUUUCAGUACACCAAGGAGCAGCUUGGCCAGGCCGAGGAUAAGACCCAACUCCCUCCCGAUUAUAUUGAUCUUGAAAAACGAGUGGAUGCCCUAAAGCAAGUUCAUCAGAAGAUGCUUGCAGUGACCUCGCAAUACUCGCACGAACCUUACGACUAUCCUAACAAUCUCAAGGAGAGCUUUUCGGAUCUUGGCCGUACCGUCAGCGAGAAGGUCCAGCUCCUCUCCGCUGCCACCACCCCCGCCGAAGCUCAGGCCGCCUUGACCGCACCCCCCACCGCAAAGCCCCAGCCCAAGACCUUCUCCCACGCCAUCGCCCGAGCCAGCUUAGCAAGCUCCCAGAUCCUACACCAGCAACACACCGGCGCCGGCGAGGACCCUCUUGCGACCGCGCUCGAGAAGUAUGCGCUGGCUAGCGAGCGACUGGGCGAGGCCCGUCUCGCGCAGGAUGCCCAGAUCCAGAGCCAUUACUUGGCCGGUUGGAACACUACCCUGAACACCAAUCUGAUGUUCGCAACGCGUGCGCGCAAGAACGUCGAGAAGGCGCGCUUGACCCUCGACUCGGUCAAGGCCCGUGUUAAGGGCAAUACCUGGAAGAUCGGCCAGCACCCGCGCGAAGAUCACCACACUGAGGAGCUGAGCGCCGAAGCCCAGGAAGAGAUUGAGAAGGCCGAGGACGAAUUCGUCACUCAGACCGAAGAAGCUGUGAGCGUCAUGAAAAACGUUCUGGAUACUCCUGAGCCUCUUCGCAACCUUGCUGAGCUCGUCGCUGCCCAGCUCGAGUACCACAAGAAGGCCGCCGAGAUCUUGAACGAGCUUGCUCCUGUCAUUGAGGGUUUGCAGGUUGAGCAGGAGGCCAACUACCGCAAGAGCCGCGAGAGUGCUGCGUAGAUGAUUGAUACCCGCGAAGCCCAUGAAUAGGACGGAAUAUAUCCAUUGUAGGGCUUUGCAAAAACCGACUGGGACCAGGCUUUUAGAGCCUAUAAGGACGGUGGCAGAUCUGUCAGGAUUCUAUUUCUUUUUCCCUUUUUUUGCUGCUUGAUCUGACAUGUUGCGUGUUUGAGCAAGUGUGAUAUAGACGAGAGUGAGGCGAUCAAAGAAAUUCCUUAGCGGAAUUCCUCAAUGUUUAGUUUUCUGCUUCCGUUUAGGAGACGAUUAAUUGAGACGAUUUUGCAAA
Daldinia vernicosa is the source of this 1428-nucleotide messenger RNA. RefSeq names its product BAR domain-containing protein. The transcript has 6 exons. The record is from RefSeq and is a predicted model, not a curated record. Lineage: Eukaryota; Fungi; Ascomycota; Sordariomycetes; Xylariales; Hypoxylaceae. Gene Ontology annotation, molecular function: protein binding. Gene Ontology annotation, cellular component: cytoplasm. Bases 180 to 1142 code for a protein of 320 amino acids.